Molecule: messenger RNA, 2399 nt
Organism: Hevea brasiliensis (rubber tree)
Lineage: Eukaryota; Viridiplantae; Streptophyta; Magnoliopsida; Malpighiales; Euphorbiaceae
Product: protein NUCLEAR FUSION DEFECTIVE 4
Exons: 1
Coding region: 537-2228 (563 amino acids)
Cellular component (GO): membrane
Source: RefSeq, a predicted model, not a curated record
UUGCCGCUGAAUUUGAUUAUUUUUCUUCUUCUUUUACUUUAGUUCCUUGUAAGAAGGGACACUGUUCGAAAGUUAGCUCAUACCAUAUUUCUAUAAAUAGAUCUCUCUCCAAAAUGAUGACAAACAGAUAAAGACAUUUGAAUAACAAAAACCAGAGGAGAAAUCCCAUUUCAUUUUUCAUUUUCUCUGUAAUUUCUUUUCCCUCCACCCCCUACUGAUAAUAUUUAGUUUAGGCAUGUUUGGCAAUCAUCAAUUAUUGCAGGGUCUCCAUUUUGAUGAUGGGUAUGUCUUGAAAAUUUCAUCCCAUCACCAUCUCAAGUUUCUUGCAGAAUUGCUUAAUCCCUUGUUGGGAUUUUGACACACUUUCCUAAAAAGUAAAUGCCAGCUGAAGUUAUCCCAGUAAGGUCUCAUUUCCCUCGGUUCUUUCUCCAUUUUUAUAAUUUUGCAAGUCUAUUUUCAGGAGGAAAAAGAAAGGGUCUUUGUAGUUUCUUUGUUUGGUUUCUCUUACACUAGGGCUUAUCAUAGAAGAAGAAAAAAUGGGUGAGAAAUGGCGAUUUGCAGUGCAUGUUUUAAAUGGGAGAUGGUUUUCGGUUUUUGCCUCGUUUAUAAUCAUGGCUGGAGCUGGUGCAACCUAUUUGUUUGGAACCUACUCUAAAGUUAUAAAAGCCACUCUUGGCUAUGACCAAAAAACUCUGAAUCUUAUAGGUUUCUUCAAGGAUCUUGGUGCCAAUGUUGGGGUCCUUUCUGGCCUUAUAGCUGAAGUAACACCAACAUGGUUUGUGCUUCUCACAGGCUCUGCUAUGAACUUUGUUGGGUAUUUCAUGAUUUGGUUAGCUGUGACUGGCAAGAUCGCCAAGCCUAGUGUUUGGCAAAUGUGUCUCUAUAUUUGCAUAGGAGCCAAUUCCCAAAACUUCGCAAAUACAGGAGCUCUUGUCACUUGUGUCAAAAAUUUCCCAGAAAGUAGAGGUGUUAUGUUGGGUCUUUUGAAGGGUUUUGUUGGGCUAAGUGGAGCUAUCUUUACCCAACUUUACUUGGCCAUCUAUGGAAACGAUUCCAAGUCUCUCAUUCUUCUCAUUGCCUGGCUUCCUGCUGCUCUUUCUGUGAUUUUUGUGUAUACAAUUAGAACAAUGAAGUCUGAGAGGCAACCUAAUGAGCUCAGAGUCUUUUACCAUUUCCUCUAUGUCUCAUUUGUGCUAGCUUUGUUUCUCAUGGCCAUGAGUAUACUUGAAAAAAUCAUUAAUUUCUCAAGAGGAGCCUAUGCUGCAAGUGCUACUGUGGUUUGUGUUUUGCUUUUUGUCCCUCUCCUAAUUGCCAUUAGAGAAGAAUGGGUCCAAUGGAACCUCAAGAAACAGGAUGCAAUGAAGCCUCCUACUGAACUAACCAUACAGAAGCCAAGUGAAAUUGCAUCAGAGGAUGAGGGAUCAGUGAAGUCUAGUGUCUCAAAAGAGGAAAAAGAGAAAGCUCAAAGAUCUUGCUUCCUCACCAUAUUUGACAAGCCAGAGAGAGGUGAAGACUACACCAUCUUACAAGCACUUCUUAGCAUUGACAUGCUAAUCCUGUUUGCUGCAACACUUUGCGGGCUUGGUGCAAGCUUAACAGCAGUGGACAACUUGGGUCAAAUUGGUGAGUCACUAGGAUAUCCAACUAAAACAGUCAAUUCCUUUGUUUCCCUAGUGAGUAUAUGGAAUUAUUUUGGAAGGGUCUUUGCUGGAUUUGUCUCUGAAACCAUGCUAGUCAAGUACAAAACCCCUAGGCCAUUGAUGAUGACCUUUGUCCUCCUCCUUUCCUGCAUAGGCCACCUUAUCAUUGCCUUCCCUUUCCCUAAUUCAGUCUAUAUUGCCUCGGUGAUUAUGGGAUUCUCAUUUGGUGCACAAUUGCCUUUGCUUUUUGCCAUAAUUUCUGAGCUCUUUGGCCUAAAGUACUACUCCACAUUGUUCAACUGUGGGCAAUUGGCAAGUCCCCUUGGUUCAUACAUACUGAAUGUGCAGGUCACUGGAAUUUUAUAUGAUAAUGAGGCAACAAAACAGCUAAGAGCCAAGGGUCUGGAUAGAUCAGCAGUGAAGGAAUUGGUUUGCAUUGGAGUUGAAUGUUACAGGAAACCGUUUAUAAUUUUGGCUUCUGCUGCUUUAUUUGGUGCUUUUGUUUCACUAAUUUUGGUGGUGAGGACAAGGAAAUUUUACAGUGGUGAUAUAUACAAGAAAUUCAGAGAGAGACAAGGAUAUAGCUGAGACCAAGACAGAUACAAAAUUUAGGAAAAAAUAAAGAAGGUGAUUCCAGUAAGGAUUAUGUCAUUGCCAAAUUAUGUUCAUUAGCAUAAUUGCUAAUGUAAUUAUGUGGUUCUGCAUUAAAAAAAAUAUAUAAAUAAUAAGCUUGACAUGCUUUAAUACUCUUCGUUUACA